Nothoprocta perdicaria is the source of this 2986-nucleotide messenger RNA. RefSeq names its product exonuclease 3'-5' domain containing 3 (gene EXD3). Gene Ontology annotation, biological process: nucleobase-containing compound metabolic process. Lineage: Eukaryota; Metazoa; Chordata; Aves; Tinamiformes; Tinamidae. Bases 117 to 2756 code for a protein of 879 amino acids. Gene Ontology annotation, molecular function: nucleic acid binding; 3'-5' exonuclease activity. The transcript has 21 exons. The record is from RefSeq and is a predicted model, not a curated record.
AGCUGCGCACGGCGGCACUCCAACCGCCGCUUCCGGGUGCGCGCAAGCUUUGGCUACUGACUUUGAGCUGUAGACCUUUAAGCUCAACAUUCUGACUUGGUGCCAUCCUAGAGAGGAUGAGUCAGGAGAGUGAUCAGCCUGGUGGCCAGGACCCACUGCUAUUGCUGAAAACCCUUCAGCUUCUCUGGACAAAGAAGGAGAUGAAGGAGCAGCUCAAGGAAGAAAUCAGGCAGGGCUUUGCAGCACUGGAGGACCCACUGACAGGACUCCUGGACAUGCUGGAGAACAGCAGUGAUUGGAAGGGGAAAGGACAUUCCCUGGGGUAUUACAUUACCAGCGAGUUGCAGCUUUGGAUAAAAGAGCAUCCUGCUGUUCCACAGUCUGGUAUGUACCUAAAGAAGUUGCAGACUCGUGUAUUCAGAAUACUAGCCCAGUGCCCAGCUAAUCUUCUUGACCCUCUGAUUAGCAUUUACCAACUCCAUACAGCAGACCGGAACUAUUUGCUUGGACACGUCAGUCAUCUUUAUCACAAAGGUGAUUACAAAGAGGCAGCAAUACUGAGUAUAAAGCUAAAACUGCAACCAGAUCAAGACGUGGAAAAGAUGUGUACACCACUACUGCUUCAAGAUAAAACUAACUUGGUGGAAGCUUAUGUGGGAGAACAUCCUGAGCUCCAGUGCAAGCUCUUGCAGAUYCUGGACACAUGGUGUGAAUCUGGUUUUAACAUCAAAAACAUCUCAAGACAAUAUCAAGGYCUGUCCAAAUACAAACCGGAUAAAUUUAACCACAAAAUGCUAAGCAAGCUGGUCUUCAGGCUUCUAGAACAAUUUAACUUAGAUCCAGCUCUCUGCCCUAAUGUUAUAAAUCAGCGGCACUUGAGAACUCUGAAUUAUCUCUUCUACAAGAGGUUUGUUGAGAAAAGCAUGACUCAGGAGAAUUGGACAGAUCAUGUUCAGAACACGGUUGGAGAGAACCGAUGGCUGCAAGGGCAUCUGAUACAGUUGCUGAUGAAUUAUAGUGAUAAGAGCACAGCUGCAAGAUGGGCGCAGAGCUGCAAUAUGCCCAAGGAGAUCCUGCCUUAUGGAGUGGCUGAUGAACUGCAAAAGCUUGAGAUCCAAGAAAGGGUGGAAGAAACUGAGAAAGCAGAGAAUUACGAAGAGGUUAAGAAGAAGAAGAAGAAGGAUUAUUACCAGUUACCUAUUCCAUGGGCAAAUAUUCACUUUCUGCAGACCAUGGAAGAGUUGCUACCAUGCUGGGAAAAGGUGCUGAAGCCAGGACAGGUGGUGGGCAUUGACAUGGAAUGGAGGCCUUCAUUCGGCAUUGUUGGGAAGCCACGUGUCUCCCUCCUGCAAAUCGCUGUGGAUGAGGAGGUGUUCCUGCUGGACUUGCCACAGCUCCUUGAGAAAACUGAGAGGGAGAAUGAGAAGGAGAAGAUUUCCCAGUUCCUCCAAAGGCUCUAUUCGGAUCCAAGCAUCACUAAACUUGGUUAUGGGAUGUCUGGAGACCUUAACAGCCUUGCAGCCACAUGCUCUGCUUUGAAAGAUGUGGAUAAGCAAGCUCAAGGUGUAGUGGAUCUACUCACAGUAGACAAACAAUUGCAGAAGAGCUCCAUUGACUGGAAGAAGGGUGGCCGGAAGGUCGAUGUACUGGCCCCAGAGCCCAGCUGCGAGAACAGAGCGUUCAGGCAACCGGAAAGAGGACUCAGCCUGUUGGUGCAACAUGUACUGGGGAAGCCUCUAGAUAAAACAGAGCAGCUGUCUAACUGGGAGAAACGGCCGCUCCGUGAGGAACAGAUCCUCUACGCAGCUUCGGAUGCAUACUGCUUGYUGGAGGUCUACGGGAAGCUGUGCAAGGAUCCAGUGAGCUUUGGUCUAAGUUCAGACCUGACUGCGAGUCUGGUGGGAAAACCAAGCAUAAAAUCCARGGCAAAGAAGCAGCUGAAUAAACAAGAAGUACCAGCAUCUGCUGGACAGCAGUGCAAAAGAUUUGUCAAGGAAGCUUCGUGGCCUGCCGAUCCCAUCUCUCCGAAGGAGUUCAGCGUGGUCUGUGAUAACAUGUUGCAAGGCCUUGGGCGCUAUCUUCGCUGCCUUGGUGUAGAUGUCCGGAUUCUGGAGAACGAAGAUGACCAUAGGAAAGCUGCUGAGAUUGCCCGACAGGAGGGAAGGGUCAUUUUAACCUCCGGGCUCCCAUAUCAGACUCUGCAGUCCCAGGUAGGAGAAGGAAGGUGUUUCUCCGUGAACUGCUCAGAGAAGGCAAAAGAACAGGCCGUGCAGGUUCUGAAGCAUUUCAAUGUUCAAGUAACCUUGGCGGAUAUCUUCAGUCGCUGCCAGGUGUGCAACGGCAACAAGUACCUGAAGGUCUCCAAAGAGAGGAUGAGGCAGCUGAUGGAGGGCAGCAGACAUGCAAUGGCGGAGGAUGAUGCAAGUCACCUGCCAAGGUCUGAAGAGAAGCCRAACCAAACCGGUGGUGCUGCAGCGGCUCAGGAGUCACUCCAGACCAUUUACAACCCGGACUGCCAGUGUCUGGAGGACCUAGAAUUCACUGGCGAGUGUGUGACGCUGCCGAAUGGCACAGCCCUGCAGGUCUCUGCCAUCCCCCCUGGCGUGCUGGACAAAGCUGAGCUCACCUGCUUCUACUGCUGUACCCGCUGUGGGAAGGUGUUCUGGGAAGGCUCUCAUUUUGGACGUGUCGUCUCUCAGUUUAAGGAUGUUCUUGCUGCCAUGGAGGACAACCAAACAUUCUAUGACCUUAGUUGAGGGGGUUGUUUGCUGCUUGGGAAGGCUGUGGAAUGAGUAGGAGAGCCUGGCAGACGCUGCCUCCUUCAUAAACUUCAGCAAAUCUUCUAGGCCAUGGGCUUUGGUUUGAGGUGAUACAUUGCAAGCGGAAACCUUGGUUUGCGGUACACAAUGGAAGGGACUGUCAUGCUUACACUAAUGGGGCAGUGGUAUGCACCAGCCUUGGACCACUUGGCCUGAUCAUUAAAUCA